This is a messenger RNA of Dermacentor andersoni, 2263 nucleotides long. RefSeq names its product RAS oncogene family member Rap1 (gene Rap1). NCBI's taxonomy places the organism in Eukaryota, Metazoa, Arthropoda, Arachnida, Ixodida, Ixodidae. Gene Ontology annotation, molecular function: GTP binding; GTPase activity. Gene Ontology annotation, biological process: Rap protein signal transduction. Gene Ontology annotation, cellular component: membrane. The record is from RefSeq and is a predicted model, not a curated record.
CAAUGGCCUGACGUCAUCGCGCCAGGAAGCACAGAGGCAUCGCCCUGCUGUAUAUCUAUAUUCUGCCGUACUACGAAAGCCGUAGCCCUGUCUGGGUCCGCAAUGAGAGAGUACAAGAUUGUGGUGUUGGGAAGUGGAGGCGUUGGUAAAAGCGCCCUGACGGUACAGUUUGUCCAGGGCAUCUUCGUGGAAAAAUAUGAUCCCACCAUCGAAGACAGUUACAGGAAGCAAGUGGAAGUGGACGGUCAGCAAUGCAUGCUGGAAAUCUUGGAUACUGCAGGCACGGAGCAAUUCACGGCCAUGCGCGACCUGUACAUGAAGAAUGGCCAAGGCUUUGUGCUUGUUUACUCCAUCACGGCCCAAUCAACCUUCAAUGACCUCCAGGACCUCAGGGAGCAGAUCCUCAGAGUCAAGGACAUGGAUGAUGUGCCAAUGAUUCUCGUCGGAAACAAGUGCGACCUGGAGGAUGAAAGGGUGGUCGGCAAGGACCAGGGAGCGAAUUUGGCGCGUUCUUUCAACAAUUGUGCAUUCCUCGAAAGUUCAGCCAAAGCGAAGAUCAAUGUCAAUGAGAUUUUCUACGACCUUGUCCGGCAGAUCAACCGUAAGAACCCAGAGAAGAAGCCAAACACCAAAAAGAAGUCCAAGUGUGUCCUAUUGUAGAAAAGCAUGCUGCAACCUCCUCCAGCACCAAGGCUGACAGAUGUCCCAACUCCUGGUUGCAACGUGCCCGCGAUAUGAGGCCUUCGGACAACGGGCAGCGAGGAAUCGAGGCAUCCGCAACUCUUGAAGCUCGCCAAGCCCCCGUCUGCACGCACUCACUCGAUUGCAGAUUUUUGUUAUUUCAUUUUUUUUUAAAAUCCCCCGCGCAGUCGUGCUCUCUGUAAUGGCCUAUCUGCCGUCGCACACUUACCGAACCAUAACCAAAGGGGGGUACAAAAACUGUUUUCUCUUUUGUCCCUUCUGGGAACCCCCAUCUCUGUGAGCACACCCUCUUUCAACAUAUUAGUACUACUACUACUACAACCAGUAAUCUGUGGGCUUGUGAUGCCGCGGACGUCUAAUUGAAGCUCUCUCCCCGGGAAAAGAAAAACGAUUGCCAAACUCUGCUCACGUUCACAUCGUUGCUCUGUGUCUGUACAUCUCUCUCAAGGCCGGCGGCGUGCUCUGAAAGUCUGCGCGGCAUCGCUUUCCGUUGGCGGGUCUUCCGGUCAAAUGUGCCUCUCACUUGUGUCUCAUGUCGUAGCACUGUGGUCUAUUUUUCAAGACCUGACCCCACCCCCAUCCUUUGCCCCCUCAAUCCACAACAAAGCUGGAACAGUCAACGAUAAGUGUCAGGACUCUGCCGAGAACUCGCCUGUCACACGACAGCAGCCAUUGUUCCGUUGCGAGUUGUCUUCCGCGGGAAGCUUUCUUGGUUUCUCCGCUGCCGGCUUCCGCAGAUUUCUUGCACCUGCGUUUACACACACAGCACCACUUGCUCAUGCAGAGCAGUUUUGUGUUACAUCUGCCAAAUGUGGCCUCAUAAUUUGUGUAAUGCUUUUAGUAUAGUUUUUUUCUUCUUUUCAUGCUCUCUAUACGGGCUGUGAGGCAGUGUUUAUUUAGCUCAUUUUCACUGGGAAAAGACAGCAGUUGUUUCAUUUCUUCUCUCCCCUCGAAUCCUGGCGGCAUUUCGAGCAUCGUGUUGCGAGAUAUUUGCCCAACUACUGGCAGUCAGUUGGUGGUGUAUAUAUAUAUUAGGAGGAGUGAUCUUAAAGCAAUCCACAGAAUAGUUUACGGAGAGGAGCACACGAAGUGCACGUUGCCAUUUUUUUUUUUUUUUUUGUCGGCUUCUAUCGAGAUAGCAAUGUCUUUUCCCCCUCUAUUUAUUAAUUGAGUUCUUUGCUACACUUCUUUUUGAUGUACAUCAUAAUGGCACGCUUGGUAUUGCAUGUUUAUUGAAUGAGCCCCCCCUUUUUACACUUUCUUCCCUGAGCCAGUUGUUUUUAUCAAACAUUUUAACUUUCUUUUUUGUGCAGUUCUUUGCAUGUUUUCUGGUCAUAUGCAGAGACUCUUAGGUGCAAUCCUGAUGAACGCUUAUUUUAUUUAGCCUUGCAUUUCAAAUCGUGCAAGGUGCCUCAUGGCAAACUUUUUUUUUCCUGGCCAAAUAGAGAAAUUACCUGCAAAUGUGAAUUUGGAUUGUACUUAUGGUGCUACAGAUUUGAUUGUAGGAUUGAGAAAGAGCUCCAUACGUACGCAAGUAUAAAUAAAACUUUUUAAUCAGUGA